CAGCCGAUGACGGCGAACAGUAACUGUCAGCGAUUGAACAAGGGUGAACACGCGCUUCAAACGUUGCUAUGGUAGCGUGCUAGUAGGCGGAAGGAGCGCGCGUUUAAGUGUGUGUUAGCAUACAGGUGAUGAUUGAUUACGGGUGCGAUUAAAAGAAAGAUCAAGAGCUUUGGUGGUGCAUCCGAACAUCUUUGCCUUGAAUUCUACGAUUUUUAUUUUGUAGAGUUUACGAAUUCGCACAACAAGUAAGAAAAAAAACGGGUUGUGUUUAGUGACGAAUAGCGCUCGUAGAUCAGGGCAAUUAGGGCAGUGAUAUGAGUUUGAAAUUGACGCAACGUGUGUCUUAUCGGCGGGCGAUAAGACAUCGUCCGGUAAAUCGGUACUGGUGGCACACGGUGGGUGUCGGUGUAGUGUUGCUUUCGUUCGGGGCACUAUUCGGUAUCGGUGACGUUGAUGCAGCUAAUCUUUGUCCACUGGUGGAAUCGGUCGACAUCAGCAAUGGAACACAGGAAGCGGAUGGAACCAUCGAGUAUGACGGUAUUCGGUACAGCACCAAGCAGUACUUUUUCGACGAUAGUUCGGCGGUGCGUGGUUGCGUGUGUCUCAUACGCCAAUGUCUGCAUAUCUGCUGCCCGGAUGAAAUUCCCCAAGGAGAACCGUGUCCAUCGGAUGACAUCACCGUCAACUUCACCAUGUCCGCCGAUGGGAUAGUUCAUGACACGCGUAACCUGCGGGAUAACGCAAACUACUAUUUUCUUUACUCCAAACCUCAAUGUUCCGGAUCACUGCUGACGUUGUUCGGCGAUGAGUACAUCUUGCGCGCGGACGGUAUACUAGCGUACGGGGAGAGCCUGUUUGACAAUCGGCACUACUGUUUGCAGUCAGCAGAACCGCUUGCCUAUGCCGGAUACUGCGAAACGGUGGAUGUAUACGCAAUGCACCGAAUGUACUCCGUAGGCAUCUUCAUAUCGUUGCCGUUCCUGGUGGCAACCCUCGUCGUGUACGCGAUGCUCCCAGAGAUGCAAAACAUUCCUGGCAAGUCGCUGAUGUGCUAUGUGGCGUCGCUUACCGUUGCCUACCUGCUGUUGGGGCUGAUGCGUUUCAACGUGUUCGUGUAUCAGUCGAACUGGUGCAUCGCCUCCGGGUAUAUAGUGUAUGCGACGUUGUUGGCUAGCUUCUUCUGGCUGAAUGUGAUGGCGUUCGAUAUAUUCUGGACGUUCGGUGGUAGCCGCGGUAGGUCGAGCGAGCGGCGAAAGUUUCUCUACUACAGUCUGUAUGGUUGGGGUGCGCCACUGUUGAUCGUGGGGUUCGUGGCGCUGGUGGACAAUACCGAGUUUGUACACGAUUCGAUGCGGCCCCAGAUCGGCAGGGAGCGGUGCUUCGUGAGUGUGGAAAAGCUGAUUGGGUUUCUGUAUAUGUAUCUGCCUAUGCUGCUGCUCGUGACUGCCAAUGUGGCGUUUUUCGCCGUAACGGCCAUACGCAUCUACCGCAUGGAGCAGGCGACGGCUUCUGCUCUGUCCGGAGAAUCCCGACGCCACACUAAGUACGAAAAGGACCGCUACAGUCUGUACUUGCGACUGUUCAUCAUCAUGGGUGUGACCUGGACGAUAGAGAUCAUCACCUUUCUGGUCGGUGAAAACACCUGGUUGAUCUAUUUGGUCGAUAUCUGCAACUGUUUUACGGGCAUCUUCAUAUUCGUGCUGUUCGUGUGGAAACAGAAGGUGAAACAGCUCCUACUGAAACGAUUCGGCUUUAAUCGAACCGUCCCGGGUCGGAACGACCAGCACACCAACAGCACCAUUAGCACAACGCGCUCGACCGACCUGAAGUCGACGGCAAACCCUGAGACUCGCCUGACGGAUGUGACUCAUGGGAAUUGAAAGGUGUUUACAUUACGGGCAUGCGAAGAGAAGACGCCGAAUGGUUAACAUUGCCGUCCGUAUGCACACGGAAUGGGGUAACUUAUAGCCGUCUUCAAUUGGUGGCCAUUGUCAUGUAAGGAUGAUCGCCCAUUUGCCGCGCGAGCGUGACCAUGACCAUGUCGACAUCGUACGGCGUGAUUUGCGAAACAGUUCGCAAUAUCUAUGUUGUAUUCUGAAUGCAAACUUCCUGUUUUGCUUGGGAGGUCCACAGCACAGGUAAAUGGUGCAAGGUUUAAUAAUUGUGUAAACAGCUAAUCGAAGCAUUGUUGUUAAUAUUUAAUCUAAUAUCAUAUAAAAAUGAUGAUCUACAUGUAUUUUUUUCAUCACACAUAGGAAGAUAACGAGAGCCUUGAAUGGAAAAGUAUUGAAAGUUUAUUAUCGAUUAAUUAAUUAUAAAUUCAUUAUUACAAAACGUUUUGUAGUCUGACAUCGUAACUCAAACAAGUUUUAGAAGGUUUGAAUACUCAUAAACUCAUCAACAAAAACCGUAAAACGUUGCAGUAAUUCAAACACGUGAAAUCUUUCAUGCGGUGUGAAAUAUUUCACGUGGGUAAAUUCGAGCUGCAUUGCUUGAAUAAUCGAGCGCGAGCGUUUUAAUUUCAAAAAGGAUUUCUAUCCGUUAUUGCGAGCCCUACUUCGUUGCAAGGCACGAAACAUAAUUUAAAUGAUUGUUUUAAGUUAUUUAAAUGCGAAACAAGAGUAUCCUCUUUAUUCAUGAAACCAUGUAUUUAAUGAGAAGUAUUGACAGUUCAUAGUUAAAAUAUCUUAACUCAGAUACAUCCAAAGCAGUCAGACAUUUAUAAUAUCAACGUUAGUUCGCAGUGAAACGAUUCAUUGUGCAUUUAUAUGUACCUCUCUGUGCAAAUUAAACUAUUCCUGUUAUGAUCGUAAUAUUGCCAUGAAAGCCUAUGGAGCUGUGACUCAACGAAUGUUUGUGCAAAGUGAUUCAUAGAUUUCCAUACUUCAACGUUAGCCAGAACUGCUCGGCGAAGAUAACAAACAUCUGUUGUUGCUGUUUUGGCGUGUUGUAUAUUUUCUUUAUUCCAUAUCGCUUUCAUGAAAUAGUGUAUUUAGUUUGCUAGCGUUGUUUAGUGCAGAAAAACGCUAUGAGUUUGCUAUUAAACGUGUAAAGUAAUGAAAACACUACCUGCGGUAUUACAGCAAUGUUCAAUAAAUAAUUCUC
Messenger RNA from Anopheles moucheti, 3105 nucleotides. RefSeq names its product probable G-protein coupled receptor Mth-like 3. The transcript has 6 exons. NCBI's taxonomy places the organism in Eukaryota, Metazoa, Arthropoda, Insecta, Diptera, Culicidae. The coding region runs from base 315 to 1880 and encodes 521 amino acids. Gene Ontology annotation, cellular component: membrane. The record is from RefSeq and is a predicted model, not a curated record. Gene Ontology annotation, biological process: G protein-coupled receptor signaling pathway; cell surface receptor signaling pathway. Gene Ontology annotation, molecular function: G protein-coupled receptor activity.